Messenger RNA from Heterotrigona itama, 1629 nucleotides. The record is from the annotation of a GenBank genome assembly. NCBI's taxonomy places the organism in Eukaryota, Metazoa, Arthropoda, Insecta, Hymenoptera, Apidae.
AUGUAUAAUUAUAUUUUCCAAAGUAAAGCAAUUGUUUUAUAUUUUUCGCAUGUUAAAGCCACGAACGAUUGAAUAUCGAGAUGUAGUACAAACAAGAUUGAAAUAUAAUUGAUACAUUUAUAUAUUUUAUUAGAAAUUUAGAUAUUAAACGACGUAUUAAUAUUGUCCACGAUACUUUCUUUUGACCCAGAAAUAUAACAAAUAACGUUAUUGUACACUGACUAUUUUACGUUAUCUAUGGAAAAUUAUUUUCUAUUUAUAGAAUUGUAGCUGCAAAUACUAAUUGUCAAUUGUUUAAUUAUUAAUGAAAGCUAUAAAUUAAAUUACACGUGCAGUUAAUAUAGCGAAAAGUGAACUUGAAUUUUCAAAAUUAUAAUGAUGUACCAUAUUCCUUUGAAACAUGUGCACAUAAAGUCGAACAUUUGUAAAACAUACGCAAUUGCUUAUGUACGAUUUAGAUUCUAAAGUCAAUCAUAUUAAUGAACAAUAACGUUUGUAAUUUAAUUAAUUACUUACAGUAAUCUAUAAUGCUUCGUGUUGAUCUCUACUAUGACGUUCAUAUUCAUUUGCACGACACUGUACGACAACUUCUCUUGUAGAAAUAAACAUGUGAACUGAAUUACAACUUCGAAAAGAAUUCAAAUUUAAAUUACAUAGCAGCAGUGAUACCAAUGACAAAAACAGAAAAAAAUAUUCCAAAGAGCGUAAACAUGGCCUCGCGGUGUAAUCACGCUAUUCAGCGAGUUUUAGCAAAAUUAGAAGCAUCCAUAAAUUCGGAAAAUUAUUAUGAAGCUCAUCAAAUGUAUAGAACUUUGUACUUCAGCAUGCAAGUGGAGCUGACUUAGGAAUUUUAUUUGUAAAUGUUUUAACACAAUCAGGAACAGAACCUUCUCAAGAUUAUUUUGAAAAAAUUACAAGCUUGUUCAGUUUAAUGAGCCCUGCAUCACCUGAAAGAGAUGUAUUUGUACAAUCUGCUCUUAGAUGGAGUAUAAAGGGUACAGAAUAUAAAACAGGUCAUCCAGAUUUACAUCAAAAAAUAGCACAAGUAUUUUGGAGAGAAAAAAAUUAUGUAAUGGCAAGACAGCAUUUCAUAUAUAGUAGAGAUGGUUCUGGAUGUGCUGCAAUGCUUGUUGAGCUCCAUGAACAACGUGGUUACAAAAAUGAAAUAGAUCUUUUUAUAGCCCAAGCAGUUUUGCAAUAUCUCUGUUUACAAAAUAAAACAACUGCUCAGGAAGUUUUCAAUUCUUAUACAUCGCAACAUCCAAAAAUAAACAGUGGUCCACCAUAUCUUCUUCCUUUAUUGAAUUUUUUAUUUUUUUUAUUGAAAAUAGUUGACAGUGGUAAAUUCGCUGUGUUCACAGUACUUUGUGAACAAUAUCGAAUAUCUUUAAAUAGAGAUCCGUGUUAUCGACAGUACUUAGACAAAAUAGGACAAUUAUUUUUUAAUGUUCCAUCCCCACGUCCUCGUAAUCAGGGAUUAUUUGGUACACUUUUACAAUCUUUUUUUAAUGGUCUUGAAGAUGAAGGUUCAGAUGAUGAACAGAGAAACACAGCUUCAACUUCACAAACAGCACAAGAGCUUGACUGAUUAAAAGUUACACGUCACUGUGCAAUGUGAUGAAAGUAAAA